Acinonyx jubatus (cheetah) is the source of this 5620-nucleotide messenger RNA. RefSeq names its product leucine rich repeat transmembrane neuronal 4 (gene LRRTM4). Lineage: Eukaryota; Metazoa; Chordata; Mammalia; Carnivora; Felidae. Bases 593 to 2149 code for a protein of 518 amino acids. The record is from RefSeq and is a predicted model, not a curated record. Gene Ontology annotation, molecular function: protein binding. The transcript has 3 exons.
CACUGAAUGGAAUCCUUGGCAUAACCCUUUCAUAAUAUAUAUAUUAUUGGAGAGAAAAAAAAAGUGAUCCUGUGCCUUUAAUUUCCCUUUCUGAGAGAGGGAAGGCUGCACACCACUGACAGGCUCACUUGUUCCUGUCUUUAAUGUGCAAUCUGUUUUCUCCAGCGGAGGGCACUCAGUGUAUCACAAACUCAAGCAUUAGCACCAACAAGCUCUGAGCAUCAUCAGUCUCUGGAAAGCCUUCUGAAUUAGACAAGGGCUGCCUCUCAGCACAGCUACAAAACACUUUAAACCUGACCAGCUAAAUGGAUAAACCUAGCCUGCAUAGCUUUUAAACUGGGGUCUCAUACAGCACAGGAGGCCUACUUGCUUCAAGAACUGAAAAUCCAGAGGAUGAAUUGCUUUAUCUGGGAAUGGCAAAAGCCAGCACAAUAAGGAAUGCCAGUUUGUAUGGGGCUACUAGCUCACAUGUGGGAUCAGAAUGGUGUGAAUGACAGCCGCACUGUGUCAUGAAGGUGGUGGUGGUUUCAGCACGAGAGACCAAAUAAGAAGAAAGCUGAGAGAGGGGGGAACCGUUUUUGGAUGACAAAGGAUGGGUUUCCGUUUAAUUACGCAGCUGAGAGGCAUGCGUGUGGUGCUAGUGCUACUUCCUACACUGCUGCUUGUUAUGCUCACGGGGGCUCAGAGAGCUUGCCCAAAGAACUGCAGAUGUGAUGGCAAAAUUGUAUACUGUGAGUCUCAUGCUUUCGCAGAUAUCCCUGAGAACAUUUCUGGAGGGUCACAAGGCUUAUCAUUAAGGUUCAACAGCAUUCAGAAACUCAAAUCCAAUCAGUUUGCUGGCCUUAACCAGCUUAUAUGGCUUUAUCUGGACCAUAAUUACAUUAGCUCAGUGGAUGAAGAUGCCUUUCAAGGGAUCCGUAGACUGAAAGAAUUAAUUCUAAGCUCCAACAAAAUUACCUAUCUGCACAAUAAAACAUUUCACCCAGUUCCCAAUCUCCGCAAUCUGGAUCUCUCCUACAAUAAACUUCAGACAUUGCAAUCAGAACAAUUUAAAGGUCUUCGGAAACUCAUCAUUUUGCACUUGAGAUCUAACUCAUUAAAGACUGUGCCGAUAAGAGUGUUUCAAGACUGUCGAAAUCUUGACUUUCUGGAUUUGGGUUAUAAUCGUCUUCGAAGCUUGUCCCGAAAUGCUUUUGCUGGCCUCUUGAAGUUGAAGGAGCUCCACUUGGAGCACAAUCAGUUUUCCAAGAUCAAUUUUGCUCAUUUUCCACGUCUCUUCAAUCUCCGCUCAAUUUACUUACAGUGGAACAGGAUUCGUUCCAUUAGCCAAGGCUUGACAUGGACUUGGAGUUCCUUACACAACUUGGAUUUAUCAGGGAAUGACAUCCAAGGAAUUGAGCCGGGCACAUUUAAAUGUCUACCCAAUUUGCAAAAAUUGAAUUUGGAUUCCAACAAGCUUACCAACAUCUCACAGGAAACUGUCAAUGCGUGGAUAUCAUUAAUAUCCAUCACUUUGUCUGGAAAUAUGUGGGAAUGCAGUCGGAGCAUCUGUCCUCUAUUUUAUUGGCUUAAGAAUUUCAAAGGAAAUAAGGAAAGCACCAUGAUAUGUGCAGGACCUAAGCAUAUCCAGGGGGAGAAGGUUAGUGAUGCAGUGGAAACCUAUAAUAUCUGCUCUGAAGUUCAGGUGGUCAACACAGAAAAAUCACACCUGGUACCCCAAACGCCCCAGAAGCCUCUGAUUAUCCCUAAACCUACAUUUUCCAAAUCUGACCCCACCCAGCCCACCCUUGAAACACCAAGCCCUUCCCCAGGGUUUCAGAUUCCUGGCACAGAGCAAGAGUAUGAGCAUGUUUCCUUUCACAAAAUUAUUGCAGGGAGUGUGGCUCUGUUUCUCUCAGUGGCCAUGAUCCUCUUGGUAAUCUAUGUGUCUUGGAAACGCUACCCAGCCAGCAUGAAACAACUUCAACAACAUUCUCUUAUGAAGCGGCGGCGGAAAAAGACCAGAGAGUCUGAAAGACAAAUGAAUUCCCCUUUACAGGAGUAUUAUGUGGACUACAAGCCUACAAACUCUGAGACCAUGGAUAUAUCCGUUAAUGGAUCUGGGCCCUGCACAUAUACCAUCUCUGGCUCCAGGGAAUGCGAGGUAUGAACCAUGAUCCUCCUAAAAGCAUUUCUGCUGCGGGGAAGGAGAGGUAAAUGUUUGAAGCCCUAGAGGUGUCUCUAAUCACUAGAAAGAUUAAUGACCCUUUUGCUUUUGGGUUUUUGCUCAGUGUGAAAGGUUACUUAAUUAAAUUACAACCACCAGGAAAUUGACUGUUUUCUUUAUUUUUUUUUAAAUGGUUGAAACUUGAAGGAAGUUCAUUCAAGGAUGAGAUUAAGUUGGAAUAAAGCACUAUGUUAAAACAUCUGUUUUUUUUUUUUUUAACAGUUUGUAUACAGAGGUUGGACUUACAAACAUACAUACACACAAAACUUUUUCAUUCUAAAAUUAACGUCUGGUUCUUGUUGUUUGACUUCUGUAAUGGAGUAAAGAAGGAGAGACCAGCUUAAUUUAAAAACAAAGUGAUUUUACCAAAAUUCCAGGAGGUAAUGAAGAUUUAAACCAAAGAGCAAUUUACCCAAGGGUUGAUUUUGUUGUAAAUUUUUAGUUAUAAUUAAAGCAUGCAACAGGGAUCUCACAGGGAUAACUUUCCGUGUUAUUUGCCAUUUAGUUAUUAUACCAGCAUAGAGAAUGUCAGAGGCCUACUGUGUAAUUGUAUUAGGCUUUUAAAGAUGUUUUUCUUUCUUCUUUCCUUCUUUCCUGCCUUCCUUUUUUUUUUUUUUUUUUUUUAAAUACUGGACAUAGAUCACUUUUCAUAGGUUUUCUUAAGUGCUGGCUAUUUGUAUGUAAUCAGAAUGAAACUUAAGUUCCAUGUUUUGGCUAUGUCCCUGGUAACUAAAAUCAGGUCCUGAUAUUGUGGAUGAUUUAGCAAUAAUAUAAUGACAGGCAUAACAGGGACUGUUUGUCAAUGUUGCUGUCAUCCCCAACAAAAAUCAUGUAUAUUCUUGUGAAACUUAUCCAAAACUAAGUGAUGCAAAUAUUUACAAAUAAAAAGAGAGAGAUUUGAGUUCUGGGUAUUUUCCCUUAUUGUAACAUUAGCUUCAAAUGAAGGCAUUCCAUGUUACCUUAUUUUCAUUUUCAUGAGAUUGAAGUUUGGAUCCAGUUUCUGAUUAUUUAAUUUUAAAGAUUACUUACAGUAACUUGCUUAUGCAUAGAAAAUAGUCACAGAUUUCCAGCUUGUUGAUAAGUAGUACUGGAUGCAAAUUAUUCUUUGCUUGGUAAAGUUGAUCAAAAAGUACAAAGAUCAUGACUGCCAAGGCCUUGUUGCUGGAAUAGAGUAGCAAAGAGAGAAAGUAAGUUCUGGCACAAUGUUGUCUUAAUAUCUAAUUUUAGAUGAUUUGUUGUUCAAAGGAAAGUUUUAAUGAGUAUUUAAUGAGUAUUUUCCCCUUUUUAUUACUAGUUAUAACAGUUGGAACAGAUAAUUUGCUCUACGAUUAUAUAUACCCAAAGUUUCCAUAGUUCUAAAGGCAGAUGCUGAGGGAAACGUUUUCAGACAAAGAACUGAGUUUGAAAUAUUCUCCAACUGAGUAGAAUUUGGAAUACUGAACUAUUUUUCACAGAGUUCAUUUUCUCCUUUUUGUGUAUGAUUGAAAAUAAGAAUAGUAAUCCCAGUAAAACAUCCCUGAAAGAAACCUUCCUAAACAAUUAACCUUAAAAAUUAAGGAGAAUAAGAUAUUUUAUAUGAGUCCUAACAAGACUUGAUGAUUUUAUUGCAGGCUGACAUUUAUACAAUGUACAUGAAUAUUAGUAAAACAAGUUCAUCCUGUUUUAUUCUAGAUUCUCUUUGUAUUUUGAGAUCCUCUUAAAGCAUAGUAGUACAAAAGAGAAAGGAGAAUCCAAGUCCAUUCAUUCAUUUUCUCUGGACUUUUGUAGUAGAGAGGUGAUUUUUAUUUAUUAUAAUCACCAAGAAAGAAGAAAGAUUCUUAAAGAACUAGGACUUGAGUAUAGUGAUUUCUAAAGCUUUUCCUGAGUUCUUAAAUUCCAGAGAUUAUUCUUUUAAAGACCCUUGACUUUACCAUGAUUAGAACGAAAUAAAAACAUGUUUUAUUCCAUAAAAACAUGAGUGUUUCAAAUCACAUUUUGAUACUAUGUGUAUUAGGUAGAGGGGAGUUUAUGAUCAUGAAAUUGCAGUGGCACUGUUGGAGUUGAACGUGGUGUUAAGACAUAUUAAAUAAUGAAGUACACAAUUAAGUGUUGUAAUGAAGAAAGUUGAAAUGGUAACUCUGCUGAAGUAGAUCAAACUCUCCGUGCCCUAAAACAUGGGAAAUGGUAGGUUAUACAUUUAAGACCAUUAACUCACAGGGUCUAAUGAAGCUGCAUUUGAGUGAAUAUUAACCUGUUUUCCAACACAAACACAUACAAACAUUUCAGCCACCACCACCCCCUUUUGACAGGAUAGUCAGUCUACUACAGUUGUAGAAAUGAGUUAUAAGAAAUGAGAAUAGUUAUAAGAAAUGAGAAAAAGCAAAUUCUUAGAAAGUGUGGUGAGAACCAUAAUUUCCUCUUAUGUCUUUGUCACUAUGGAGUAAAAUAUCUCCUGUUGACAAAAUUUCUCUACAGAAUGAAGCCAAGAGAGAGGAGUGAUUUGUCCAAUUCUUUUAGGACUAUAGAGGUGUGCCGAGUUAUAGUCUGCUGUUGCUUUUAUAAACCUCACAUAUUAAUAGCUUAGAAAAAUAAAGAAUCAAUAUAUUUACAAUACAAUUUUGUGAGGUAGUCUUUUUUUUAAUUCAGAACACCAAACUCUACCCAAUAAAGCCAUAAAUACUUAACUAGAAAACUUAGCACUAAGUGCCUUGAAAACAAACUGCAUUAAAUUGAAACUUCCACUUAUACAACUGUUACAUUUAGUUAUUGUGAUCUAAAUAUAGUUCAAAUAUCCGUUUUGUCUAUUUCUUUUAAGAAGAAAAUAAAAAUAUUAAGAUCGCUGAUUAGAAUGGUGUCUGAGUUAACAUACAAAUAUAAAAUAUAGCAUGCAGUUCAAUAAGUGAAUAACUUUGGCUCUAUUCUUUAUAAGUUUUAAUUUUUGAAAAGUCCACGUGCACAUUCUAGGUUAAUACAUUGAAGAAGGAUAUUAUAAUACCUUAGGCAGUAAAACUCUCUUAUAUCUAUAAAAGAAGAAUAGAGUAGAUAGUAGUGAAUAAUUAAUAUGAUAUAUGGCACAAUUCUAAUAGAUACAUACAUCUCAAUCAUCAUACUUUGAGUGGAGCAGUGUGCUUGGUUGAACUGAAUCAUUUAAUUUGUCUCUCCUCAAUAUGUGCUCUGAAAGGAGUACUUCAAGCCAGAAGGAUACAGCUUUGCCUGAAGCUUAGUAAGGUGUUAUUAAAAGAGAAAAUUGCAAAUAGGUACUUUUGAAAAUAGUUUGUGGUGCUUUGCAUAGCUUUAUCUCAUUAAAAAUAUUACAAGAAUUAUGAAGGUACUUUAUUUUGCAUACCAAAAUUUUACUUGAUAAUUAUACAGAACAAUUUUGAACACCUGUUUUUUCUAGGGUAUGGUAUAUUAACUGAAAUUAGCAAGGACCUU